GAGGCUGAGAUAUUUUUUGAGGACUAACAUCAAACAUUCCUCAGAAGAGAGCAGCUGUAAACAGCGUCGGAUACUUUUGACCUCCAACGGGAUAUAAAACUACCGACUGGGAAAAACCACUGCGUAAAUUCUCAGCUAAAUUCCUGGCGUUACCGCGCGGACGAGGAAAACAAACUUCCCGGAGAGAGGGACGCGAUGCAGCACUACGGAGUAAAUGGUUACUCUCUGCACGCCAUGAACUCUCUGAGCGCCAUGUACAACCUUCAUCAACAGGCCGCCCAGCACGCGCAGCACGCGCCCGACUACCGGCCCUCGGUGCACGCGCUUACUCUCGCGGAGAGACUGGCCGACAUCAUCUUGGAGGCGCGCUACGGCUCUCAGCACAGAAAGCAGCGCCGCAGCCGCACAGCCUUCACCGCGCAGCAGCUCGAGGCGCUGGAGAAAACUUUCCAGAAAACUCACUACCCUGAUGUGGUCAUGCGCGAACGCCUGGCCAUGUGCACCAACCUCCCCGAAGCACGAGUACAGGUGUGGUUUAAAAACCGCCGCGCGAAGUUCCGCAAGAAGCAGCGCAGUCUGCAGAAAGAGCAGCUUCAGCGGCUGAAGGAUGCUGGGACGGAGGGAGCCCAGGAGGAGGGGAAAGAAGCCCCGCCUGUUGAUGCACAAGCCCCGCCCUCCCCUUCGGAUGGGCGUGGCCCCACGUGCCCCCCUUCCUGCGAGCUCAGUGAAGAGGUGAACGUCACCUCGCCGGAACAGUCAGGGGCGGAGUCAGGGGCCGAGGACAUGACUGACAGAGAGGAAGAGUCGCCGUCCGUCAAAGAUGAAAGAAAAGAGGCGGGGCCAACCCUGACGACAGACGACAGUUCACCUUCCUGCAAACCAGUCAGCCCUAAAUCAGAUGAGCCGCUGGGUUCUCCGGCUCUUCCCUCCUCCAGUGGCGUCGGUGGAGGAGUGGCUCAGACCAACUCCUACGCUUCGUCUCCUCUCAGUCUGUUCCGUCUCCAGGAGCAGUUUCGUCAGCACAUGGCCGCCACCAACAACCUCAUGCACUAUCCCGCCUUCGACGUGACGGCGCCGUCCUCCUUACCCUACCUGGGCGUGAAUGUGAACAUGGCGUCUCCGCUGGGAUCCCUGCCGUGCCAGCCCUACUACCAGACCCUGUCCCAGGCCCAGCAGAUGUGGAGCGGCCCUCUGCUGCAGGGCUCCGGUGCCCUGCCGGCCCUCAACAGCAAAACCACGAGCAUCGAGAACCUGCGUCUGAGGGCCAAGCAGCACGCCGCAUCUCUCGGCUUGGACACGCUACCAAACUGAAUCGCUCGAAUCAAUGCAUUUCUGCCGCCGCCGACGUCUUGUGUUCAGGAUCUACAUCACAUUAGCGCGCGCAAAUCAACAGCCGGAGCCGUUUCGGUAUUAUAUAGCAUGGCGGAGCGGAGACGUUUGGACGACUUUUAAGUUGCACUUUGACACGUAAAAAAAAAAAAGCACAUUCAUUUGUUUGUGUAAAUAGGCUUAUUCAGGUCCCCGGCCUUGGUAGAAGGUUAGUGAAGCCUCCUGUUUGUAUAUUUGAAGAAGAUUAAAUGUCUUCACUGUCUGUGGAUGUUAUAAAGGGAUAUAAAGCAAAUGGAUGAAAACCCUGCGAACACCAUAAAGACUUUUAGACUGAUGCUCCUGACGUCGUGCCAUGUGUUUUGUCGAUUUAGAGUCUAUUGGAUAUCUCCGAAUUGUUUAAAUAAAUGUGAAUAAUUUAUCAGUGAAAUGAAAGGGAAUAAACCACAUAUACGAACUGAAUGUGUAACAGUGA
Puntigrus tetrazona (Sumatra barb) is the source of this 1801-nucleotide messenger RNA. It is a transcript of the gene dmbx1b, whose product is annotated as diencephalon/mesencephalon homeobox 1b. Gene Ontology annotation, biological process: regulation of transcription by RNA polymerase II. The transcript is spliced from 5 exons. Bases 196 to 1311 code for a protein of 371 amino acids. NCBI's taxonomy places the organism in Eukaryota, Metazoa, Chordata, Actinopteri, Cypriniformes, Cyprinidae. The record is from RefSeq and is a predicted model, not a curated record. Gene Ontology annotation, molecular function: RNA polymerase II transcription regulatory region sequence-specific DNA binding; DNA-binding transcription factor activity, RNA polymerase II-specific.